AUGUCAGGGCUCAAAAACUCGCCACGAAACCGUCCUCGGUUCAAUCCGAUAUUUGGCACUUCCGAUUUAUCUUCAACCCCUUCUUUGGAUUCGAGGCCGACGACAAGUGAAAGCAGUGGUGCACCAGAAACGCCUGUUGACUAUCCAAGGCAUUCAAGGGAUUAUGGUGAUAGAUUUGUGCCAACGCGAGACGGUGGUGAUAUGCGGACGUCGUACCAUUUGAUGGACCAUGGCCCGGCCACUCCUUCAAAGAAAAACAGGAUAAUACCUUCGGAAUUGGACGCGUUGAAAGAACAAGCCAACCAUCUUUUUACCGACAUUCUCCAUAACGAACCAACGGCCUCCACAUCCACUCUUCCUGCAACACCAUCUCGGAAGCGCUUGUUCACGUACCAUUCUCCAUCUAUUUCUAACCCAUCCACCCCUACCCGUCGUCUCGACUCACCCAACGAUGAAGCCUAUUCUAUGAGCCCAGUGCGCGCUGAGAGCCGACAUCUUCUAGAAAGCCCACGCAGAAAGCUCCGGAGCGUAUGCAAAACCCCUUACCGUGUUCUGGAUGCUCCAGAGCUGGCCGAGGACUUCUAUCUCAACCUCGUCGACUGGUCAAGCACCAAUGUCCUAGGUGUUGGCUUGGGCUCUUGUGUGUAUCUAUGGACCGCCCACAAUGCCGUCGUAUCGAAACUUUGCGAUCUUACCAACACGACUGAUGUCAUUAGCUCGGUCUCUUGGGUACAAAAAGGAUCGACACUAGCCAUUGGUACACUAUCUGGCCGCCUCCAUAUCUACGACGCGGUAGCACUCAAGCUCUUACGCACCUACCAGGAGGCGCACACCCAACGGAUAGGUGCCCUUGCUUGGAAUGCUCAUGUCCUCUCGUCCGGUUCUCGAGACCGUUCGGUUCACCAUCGAGAUGUCACCGACAGGAAGUUUGCGGCUUUGAAAUGGAGCGCGAACGCUGGACCCAUGGAAGCCAACCUUGCUAGCGGUGGUAACGACAACAAGGUGUGCAUCUGGGAUUUGCGAGGGUCCAGGCGAGCCGCUACUUCGAGAAAUCCGACUAAUGCGGAUGACUCGAUGUCCGGAGAUGCGCCGCUGUGGAAAUUCCAUGAACAUACUGCUGCGGUCAAGGCUCUGGCGUGGGAUCCUCAUAUUCCCGGGGUUCUUGCAACAGGUGGCGGAACUCAGGACAAGCAUAUCCGAUUCUGGAAUACGAUCAAUGGUACCAUGUUGAAUGAGCUUGAUACUGGUAGUCAGGUGUGCAACCUCAUAUGGUCUUUGACGUCGCAUGAACUUGUGUCCACCCACGGCUUUUCGUCGACCACCGCCCAGAACCAGAUCUGUAUAUGGAAAUAUCCAGCCCUUAGCAUGGUUGCGUCGUUGACAGGGCAUACCAAUCGUGUCUUGUACCUGGCCAUGAGUCCGGACGGUGAAACAAUUGUCACGGGUGCUGGUGACGAGACGCUGAGAUUCUGGAAUGCUUUCCCCAAGAAAGAGUCCAGCAGGCCCGACGUGGACAGUGUCCUAGACUAUGGCAAGCUCAUUCGAUAACCCUAUGAUUCGAUUUCGGUUCUCCUCGUGCUGCUCGCAUUUCAUUAUAUCCCCUACUGCAAACUUUGCUUCCAUCUACGUAUUACACUGCAUAUUUCACUCUCUACGCUCGCAUCCAUCAUCGCAUAUCAACCUGCACAACUACAUAUAUGCCUCGUUCUAACAGAAAACCGAUGUAUUACCGAUCCCAUAGUCCAGUAAAUAGGUCCUUUUAAACAGUAUUCCCCUUCGUUAUGCUCCUUUCCUCUCUUGUCAUGUUGUGAUUUUUCUAUUGGCUUGUAGGCUUAGUUUUGCGUAUUAUAGUUAUGUCUCUUUGGUCUUUUCUUAUGUUAUGUUGGUUCUGUACUGAAAUUUCGUUGCUCCAAGUUUGGUUCGUCUGAAGGUAAGGGCACUCAUUGUACACACCAGCGGGUCGAAAGAGUCCCUUUCGCAACUUGAUAAUUGUACCAUCGACUAUGGAGUUUCAAAGGAACCCAUUUGAGUCUACAUUCC
This is a messenger RNA of Desarmillaria tabescens, 2040 nucleotides long. Its product is annotated as WD40 repeat-like protein. Gene Ontology annotation, molecular function: anaphase-promoting complex binding; ubiquitin ligase activator activity; protein binding. Bases 1 to 1548 code for a protein of 515 amino acids. Gene Ontology annotation, biological process: positive regulation of anaphase-promoting complex-dependent catabolic process; anaphase-promoting complex-dependent catabolic process; positive regulation of ubiquitin protein ligase activity. The record is from RefSeq and is a predicted model, not a curated record. The transcript is spliced from 7 exons. NCBI's taxonomy places the organism in Eukaryota, Fungi, Basidiomycota, Agaricomycetes, Agaricales, Physalacriaceae. Gene Ontology annotation, cellular component: anaphase-promoting complex.